Messenger RNA from Orbicella faveolata, 2440 nucleotides. Its product is annotated as atrial natriuretic peptide receptor 1-like. Gene Ontology annotation, molecular function: protein kinase activity; guanylate cyclase activity; adenylate cyclase activity. Lineage: Eukaryota; Metazoa; Cnidaria; Anthozoa; Scleractinia; Merulinidae. Gene Ontology annotation, cellular component: plasma membrane. The record is from RefSeq and is a predicted model, not a curated record. Gene Ontology annotation, biological process: protein phosphorylation; cGMP biosynthetic process; intracellular signal transduction.
AAGUGUAUGCAUGGUGAAGGUGUCUGCCUUGGACAGUUGUCAAGUUAGACGUACAUCUAGGUACGAGGGAUGUCCACCUUGGGGUAAGGGGGCUAGUUACCGAGAAGUGUAUGAUAUUUGCUCGUCACAGGUGGAAGCUUACGCCGGAACAAUGUACGAUGCAGUUUGGCUGUAUGCCUUGGCUGUAAACGAAACACUGGAAUCAGGACAAAGUAUCAGAAAUGGCCUGGAAGUUGCAAAGAGAACGUAUAACAGACUUUACGAAGGUAUCGCAGGCCCAGUGUACAUGGACAGGAAUGGCGAGAGAGAUCCUGACUAUGUGAUUCAAACCCUCAUCGAUGACAGAUUUGAAGACAUUGCGUACUACACUCGAUACAACGACAAUUUUACCAUUUUACCAGGUGUCACUAUCAUCUGGCCGGGCGGGGUAACCACGCCCCCUAAUGACAGUCCUGAGUGUGGGUGGGACGGGGAGCUUUGUAACAAAGAUAGCGAGAACAGUACUACAUAUAUCAUCAUCGCCUGUUGUACCGUGUUUGGAUUUGUGUUUGUUACCAUGGUAUUUGUGUUCGUUUACAGGAAGCUUAUUUUCGAGCUUGAUCUUGCCCAGAAUCAAACAUGGAAGGUUAAACAAGAAGAUAUUGUAUUCAGAGACAGUGUCAAUCUGUUUGAACCCUCAAACGCAAACUUCAACUCUGUCAGAAGUAUCAAGUCCAAAGUGUCAUCGUCUCGCCUCAGUCGUCUGAGCUGGGUCAGUACUCCCAGAUCAUGCGCCAGUGUGAAGUCCGCUGACACACAGUGUUCUGCCAGGUGGAGCUUACACGAACAAGUCUUCUCCUCGGGCUUCACUAACAUCGCUUUCAAUAAGAACGCAAACUUCAAUUCUGUCAGAAGUAUCAAGUCCAAAGUGUCAUCGUCUCGUCUCAGUCGUCUGAGCUGGGUCAGUACUCCCAGAUCAUGCGCCAGUGUGAAGUCCGCUGACACGCAGUGUUCUGCCAGGUGGAGCUUACACGAACAAGUCUUCUCCUCGGGCUUCACUAACAUCGCUUUCAAUAAGGGUGAGCUUAUUGUUGUAAAACACACCAAAAAGAAGGAUCUGCGAAUAUCCCGUAAAAUUCUGAUUGAGGUCAAACAGGCCCGUGAACUGCGCCAUGAGAACAUCAACCCAUUCAUUGGAAUCUGCAUCGACUCGCCCCAGGUCAUGAUCCUCUCGAAAUAUUUGAAACGAGGCAGUCUCCAGGUAUACAUGUUGUGGUGCGCUCCUGAACACAUUAUUGACGGUGAGAUGGACAACCGAGGAUCACAAAAAGGAGAUGUGUACAGUUAUGGAAUCAUCCUUCAAGAAAUUGCCAACAGGAAGCCACCUUACAGCAUGUAUCCAUUUGAACCGCAAGAAAUCAUCGCUCGUGUAAUGGCACAUGAAGAUCCUCCAUUCCGGCCCGUGGUCAAAGAGAACGCUUGUAAGUCUGAGCUCCAGUCCCUUAUGACGCAGUGCUGGGAUGAUGACCCUGAUAGACGGCCCCAUUUUAAUAAAAUCCUGGAUAGGCUCCGUAAGGUCAUGGGCAGGGAUGUGAACAUCAUGGAUAACAUUAUGGCGUUGAUCGAGCGUCACGCUGAGAACUUGGAGGCGCUUGUGGAGGAAAGAACGCGACUGCUGAUGGAGGAGAAGAAGAAGACGGACAAGCUUCUUUAUAAAAUGCUACCAGUGUAAGGAACAACUCUAUAGUCUAUGUCUCUCGCUAGCCAAGAGUAUAACUGAUCACCAGGCCACCAGCCAAAUUUUAGGCCAAUCUGACAAAAUGCUGGGGGUUGGGGUUUGGGAUGGAAACUGCCAUACCAACGGGGAUUACAGAUGUGAUAUCUGCAAGAGACCUUGCUCUCCAAAGAUAUUUUUGACACAAGUUCUUGCAGUUUCAAGUUUGUACAUAUAUUUCCAUCUUUUCCAUCGUCCGCCAGUCCUGUUUUGUAAACGAGUUCUGCUCUUUUUAUUUUUUACAAAAGCCACAAUUACAUUCGGAUUGGCUCUCAAACCAUGUUUUGUUACUUCUCGAAAUUCCGCAACAUUGAAUAACAGGACUGUUGUCUUUGUUUACUGUACGCAGCGCCGUGGCAGAGGAACUGAAGCUUGGCAAGCCUGUAACACCUGAGUAUUUUGAUGAAGUUACAAUUUACUUCAGUGAAAUCAUGGCAUUCAUUGAUCUGGCUUCAGAGAGUACGCCUAUGGAGAUCGUGGCAUUUUUGAAUGACCUGUAUCUUGCCCUGGACAAUAUUCUUGGCAACUACGACGUGUUCAAGGUAAGCUUUAACUUUUACUGAUCGAAAUGGUUAUUCUCUUUACUUAUUGCCCUACAUUAAUUUAUUUUAGUUCUGGGAAAAUGUGGGUACAUAUAUCAACGCAAUAUCCCUCGAAGUAUUUGCUAACGUUUCUUAGUCCGUGAGG